Messenger RNA from Oreochromis aureus, 7136 nucleotides. RefSeq names its product insulin-like growth factor 2 mRNA binding protein 1 (gene igf2bp1). NCBI's taxonomy places the organism in Eukaryota, Metazoa, Chordata, Actinopteri, Cichliformes, Cichlidae. Gene Ontology annotation, biological process: regulation of gene expression; nervous system development. The record is from RefSeq and is a predicted model, not a curated record. The transcript is spliced from 15 exons. Gene Ontology annotation, cellular component: nucleus; cytoplasm; cytosol. Gene Ontology annotation, molecular function: mRNA 3'-UTR binding. The coding region runs from base 596 to 2401 and encodes 601 amino acids.
UCUCAAAAAAAAAAAAAAAACCGAAAAAAACCCCCGUGAAUUGGAGUGGACGAGGGGCGGCGUCACCCCUCUGCCGGCAGCAGGCGGAUCGCCGAAAGAGGGAAGGAUAGAAAACUAGAGAGAGAGGCGGAGAGAGAGGAAAACAUUUCUCCCGAUCUGAUCCCGCCAUAGUUUUUCCCACUCUUCUGCCAUAGACCCAUCAUCAGAAUACACCCAGUCCAACCCACCUCCUCCACAGCGCGAUAGAGGCUAUAGGCUGCUGCUUUAUUCGUCUGUUGGGGCCGGCUGCAAGUCAGGGGAUUUCAUUUCUUCUCCUGCUCCACUUAUUCAACUGGAUUUACAGCAAUAUUCAACCUUACCACCUGAUUAUACUUUUUUACAUUUUUUUUUAUUUGAAUUUGUGAUCGUGAAUUCAAAUUUAUUUCGUACUUUUGUCCUCUAGCGUGAUUUACACUUUCUGUUUGAGUGGCAAGUGUGACAAUAUCUUGUUGCGCUAUUAGCACAUUCAGCAGAAACUUUUUGCUGGCUCCAAUCUUAGUUAUUUUGGGCUUUAUUUUUUGUUUUCUUUUUUGGGCUCGGGAAAACAAUUUCCACAAUGCACAAGCUAUACAUUGGGAAUCUAGGCGAAAGCGUGACUGCCGAGGACUUAGGAAAAACCUUUGACGAACACAAGAUCCCAUACACCGGACAGUUUCUAAUGAAAACCGGCUAUGCGUUUGUGGAUUGUCCGGACGAUCACUGGGCCAUGAAGGCUAUCGAGACAUUUUCUGGUAAAGUGGAACUUCAUGGGAAACGUAUUGAGGUCGAGCACUCCGUCCCCAAGAAGCAAAGAACCAGGAAACUCCAGAUCAGAAACAUUCCACCUCACCUGCAGUGGGAGGUGCUGGAUGGACUCUUGGGCCAGUGUGGAACCGUAGAAAACUGUGAACAAGUCAACACAGAUAGUGAGACCGCAGUGGUUAAUGUUACCUAUGCAACCCGGGAACAAGCCAGGCAAGCCAUCCAGAAGCUGAACGGAUACCAGUUUGAAAACAAUGCCCUGCGUGUCUCCUACAUCCCCGAUGAAACCUCUGAACUGGAGGGAGGCCAGCGGGGGCCUGAUAAUGGCCGGCGACCUGGCUACGGGCCCCGGGGCGGGCCCCGCGGUGGGUCCCCGAAUUCUGGGAUGCCCUCCAAACCUCCACAUGCCGACAUCCCUCUGAGACUGCUGGUGCCCACACAGUACGUCGGCGCAAUCAUUGGCAAGGAAGGAGCCACCAUUCGUAACAUCACAAAGCAGACACAGAGCAAGAUUGAUGUCCACCGCAAGGAGAAUGCGGGUGCUGCUGAGAAGCCCAUCAGCAUUCACUCUACCCCUGAGGGCUGCUCAGCAGCCUGUCGCAUGAUCCUGGACAUUAUGCACCAGGAGGCCAAAGACACUAAGACUGCUGAUGAGGUCCCUCUGAAGAUCAUGGCUCACAACAACUUUGUUGGCCGGCUGAUUGGGAAAGAGGGACGCAACCUGAAGAAAAUUGAGCAGGACACGGAUACCAAGAUCACCAUUUCCCCUCUCCAGGACCUGACGCUGUAUAAUCCAGAGAGAACCAUCACAGUUAAAGGCUCCAUCGAAGCCUGCUGUCAGGCUGAGGUGGAGAUCAUGAAGAAGGUCAGAGAGGCUUACGAGAACGACAUCGCAGCGAUGAAUCAACAGACACAUCUGAUCCCUGGCCUUAACCUGGGUGCUCUGGGCCUUUUCCCUUCUUCCUCCAAUAUGCCCCCCCCACCGCCUGGAAAUGCAGUUGGUGGCACCCCCUAUGGCUGCUUUGGGGCUCCAGAACAGGAGACGGUCCAUGUUUACAUCCCAGCACAGGCGGUGGGAGCAAUCAUUGGAAAGAAAGGACAGCACAUCAAACAGCUGAGCCGCUUUGCUGGAGCCUCCAUUAAGAUCGCACCAGCUGAAUCUCCAGACUCCAAAAUGAGGAUGGUGAUUGUGACAGGACCCCCUGAGGCUCAGUUUAAGGCUCAGGGCAGAAUCUAUGGCAAACUGAAGGAAGAGAACUUCUUUGGGCCAAAGGAAGAGGUCAAACUUGAGACUCACAUCAAGAUGGCAGCUGCUGCUGCAGGAAGAGUGAUUGGCAAGGGAGGCAAGACGGUGAACGAGCUGCAAAACCUGACAGCAGCUGAGGUGGUGGUUCCCAGAGAACAGACACCUGAUGAAAACGACCAGGUCAUCGUCAAGAUCAAUGGGCAUUUCUAUGCUAGCCAGCUGGCCCAGAGAAAGAUCAGAGACAUUCUGACCCAGGUCAAACAGACGCAGAAAGGUGGAGUUGGCAUGAGCCCUGGCCCUCACUCGCCGGGCUUCACAGAGAUGGGCAGACCUACGCAGGGACUGACUCAGGACCACCAGCCACGCAGGAAGUGAGGGGUCCCUGCACCCUUCUCACAUGCCGCGGGCCCCCUGCCUGACGGAAGGACAGACAGACAAAUGCACGACCGGAUAGACGGACGGAUACAUGAGAGCGACACACGGACCCAGCGAGAGACAGGGAGAGAUAUAAAGAGGGAGAGAGUACGCCCAAUAAUCACAGAGAAAGACAAAGAACAAAGACGAAUGAAAUCAAAAAGAUGAAACAAAUAAUAAAAAGAGGAUUAAGAAAAAAGAAACAGAACAGAGACCAGUUUCCAGGCCAGAAGAGAAACUGAGUGAGGAUGGUGGGAUGAAGGUAAGGAGGAACAUGGAGGGAGAGAGAGAGAGGGUCUAGUUUCCUCCUAGUGUGCCUCGGUAUGGCUGCAGCCAGCUCCUCAUCUGCUCUAACUUUAUGGGAUCCCACCCAGAUAAGUCGAAACAACAUGGCCGACUUUAUUCUCCAUGUAUGGAUGAAACAACGUUAUGGUGGGUUCCGAUUUAUAGCAGAUCUGCAUUUCCCAGGCACACUAGCAGGUGCCCUCUUGUCCUAUCGCCUCCAAGAGACCUCUCCAACCAUCUGCAGUCAGUCCUAUAUUUUAAAGGUGGUUUUUUUUUUAACAUAGAGAUAUAUGUAUAGAAAUGUUUUAUUCAGAGCUAUUAUUAAUAGAAUGCAGUGAGGCGGAGCUGGGAGAAGGAACAGGGGAACUGCUGUAGUGGCACAGGAGGAUAGGUGCGGGGUUUGGCACCGGCCUCGCCCGCCCCUAACCUAUUGGCCAAAUGAGAGCGCAGAAGAGGGGCCGCAGAUGUUAACACUGCUCUUUUAAAACCUUUCAGGAUAGUAGAGAGAUUAGAAGGAAAAAAGAGAAAAUAUGAGGUUGUAAAUAUAUAAUCUUCAUGUAAAUGUAAAAAAAAAAAAAAAAAAAAAAAGCUGCGCCUGGCCGCCUUGCCUUUCUCUUUAAAAAAAAAAAAAAAAUCGAGGACGUCUUCUCUAUUUUACUUAGUCCCUUGCCUGUACUGUGUAGCAUCAUUUAGCCUACAAUAAGGCUGGGGGCUGGGGAGGCACUGAAGAUGCCCUUCCAUGUUUAGCUAUGUGGCGGAAGGCGCAGCAAGAGACAGUAAUGGGAGUGGAGGUCGCAGCUGGUCCUGCAGUUAUAUUGCAGCGGCUUAGCUCACGUGUUAGACUAAAAAAACAAAAACAAAAACCAAACAGCUGCCAGCAGCUGUGCUCGCUGGCGAGCGGCCUGCACCCCAAACGGCAUAUUUUAUAUAUAUUAUAUAUAUAUGAUAUGUGAGUUAGCCCGGCCCCUGGUGUGAAUGUAUUGACGGCAGGUGUGAGGCUUUGCUUAACAAGUAUGAGUAAGUGUGUCAGCGACAGACAUUCUGCUCAUUACGUUGUGCAGAAAGUCGAGGUCAGUCUCAGACGGAGAGUGGGGUGCUUCAGCCAUCCCUGCGUUCUUUUUGUUCUCUUAAAUAAAAAUGCCUUUAAUGUCUGCAGUGAUGAAGGCAGUCCGAGGCUGACCUUGGUCAAGCACAAAAAGCAAAGUCUUCCAAAACUCCUUGCCUUGAGCUCAGCAAUGGUAAUAUCGUUACGAAAGGGAGCAGCUUCCUCGUUCUCUCUCCCUGUCUGCUGAAGGCCUGUGGGCGGAGCCUCCAGACCCUGCCUGCGUAUGAUAAUGAGGGGCGGGGUCGAUGCUUGGACGCUCUCGCCAAGAUUAGAACAGAUUAGAGAAGAAAUGAAAAAGAAAAAACCUACCUCAGGGUAAAGUUACCUCAGUAUUCUUUUUUUUUUUUUUUUGCUUGCUGGUCUUCUAUAUAAUAGGAAAAAAAUUGCUGAGAGUCCUGAAUAUUUUUUUAUUUUUUUAAGAAAAAGUUUGUUUUUUUUUCUUUUUAGGUAUUGAGUUAUGGCUUUGGUAGUUUUUUUUCCUUUUUUUGUGUUUUCUGGUGUGAUGGUUGAAUGAGUUCAGGAUGACAAAGAUGCUGUUUUCUUUUUUCCUAAGUGGAGAGAGAUCGGUCUGCUGGUGUAGAGAAGAAACGGGUCCCAUUUUUCCAUCUUUUCGGGGGAAACAUGCUCUGUCUUCCUGACUUGUGCGUGGAGCCUCUGUAGUCUGAAACAGAGAUGGCCAAAAGGGAGUUGUGUUUAACUCGAGAGAGGAUCCUCAAGUGCACAUGGUGACCAAGCUCGCCACCGGGGUAAUCGGUUAACCUUUGUGUCAUACCCCGUUCCUGUGGCUUCUGGCCUACCGUGUGCCCUGAAAUACCCUCCUCUCCUCAUCUUAUUUUGACGACAUUGCCACGAAGCGCCAAACAUUAUGAGACGGCUUUACAGACCUGCAAUAUUGGCAUAUGAAAAUGAGACCUUUCUCACCUGGAGGUUGGGAAUUUAAAUAUUAGCGGUCCACCUACAGAGUAGCUGUACUAUGUCGGGUGUUCUACUUACACACAGGAACUAGCUCUGACUUCUCUGAAUGUGAAUAUUUAUUACCUGUGCACCGACCGUGCCACCUCAGAUGCUCCCUGUUGGCUACACGUGUGCUUGUUGUGUGUGUAUGUGUGAAUGCAGGCGCGUCUGUGUUCGCUGGUUUUAAAUGUUCCUUUUUUUAAAGUCAGGGGAUGUGGUUGGGUGAUGUGGUUAAGGAAAAAAUAAGCAGAUAAAAGUAGGAUGAGAACCCAGUGGAGAAAAUCCACAAAUCUUUUAGAGGAAAAAGAUGGGAGCUACAGCAACGCAGCUGGGAUAAGAUUCUAACCUGUACAUAACAUGUUCGAAAUGUGAUCUCUAACCUUUUGUACUUUUGGAGAAAAAAACCUUAAAAAUUAAAGUGGGAAAGAACCAUCAGACAGAAAGGUUGCGCUUAGCCAAGUUGCCGAAGGACACUGCCAAAUAACUGUCUUUUUAAUGUCUUACCUGUGCUUGGUACAAGCUUAAUCGGCUACCCCACCAGCUCAUCAACAAACAGGGAAAAAUCUAUUCCACCUUGUCUGCGCUUGUAUUUUUGCCCAGAGGCGCUAACGUCACAGCUCGACUCUGUUAAGUUUCCACCUCUUUCUAAAUCACAGCGCUCCGUUCACAACCACCAAGAUGCUAUUCAGGAUUCAUCCCUCAGCCUGCGGGCUUUUGGAGUGGUUAGAACGACAUUUUUUAUUUUUCAUUCUUAUUUAGUACAGCAAGCUUUGUUUGGAAGUGACAUCUGGGGACGUACUGUUGCACUAAUCGAUUAAACAUUUCAGCAAACAACGGAAACAACUGAGAACAUCUGAUGCAAAUCUAAAAAAACAAAAACAGUGGAGGGUGAGGGGAGGAGUCAGAGUAUUCUCCUUUCUUGCUCUUCACACCACGUUUUCAUGCUUUGUCGUUGCUCUUCUGUCCUCUGGUAGAAGAGUGAUUUUGGAGUGGGCGGGAAUGUAAGGGUCCCUUGCCCUCUCUUGCGCUGGUCUCCAUUGUGUUCGUUUUGCUCGCUUCUGUUCAAAAACUUUUUAUUUUUUAUUUUUCCCAGAAUCCACACUCUGAGUCUUUAUUGGAAAAUAGUUGAAUUUCACCCCAUCUUAUUGUUUAGCUUUUUUAAUGCAGAAAUCUACUGCUACUUAAUGAGACGAAGUACUAACAUGUAGCUCAGUAUGUCACAAUGACUGUGCCAAACAAACAGGAAGGGGCGGAGUCCAAAAUGCAGUAUAGAGCCACGUUAAGCAAAUGAGCUCGCUGAGAAGGACUUGAAAUAUUUUAGAAGUCAGGUGAAGUUUCACCUGAACCCUUCUUGUCUCGUUACAGAGAUGACAGUACAGUUUAAACCGAGGUGCGCCCGUGCUGCUCGCCACGCCCGCUCUGUAAGUAAGAAUGUAGAAAGAAUGGCUCACACAAAUUGCAGCUGGAGACAGAGACAAAAAUCAUUUAUUUCUUCAUUUUCAUCUGGUUUUCCUCUCUGUUCUGUUUUUUUUUUUUUUUUUUUAAAUUGCAAUUUGAGUGAUUGAGCUAAUAAGUUGUAUCAGCUAGUGGACAGAGUUUGGUAGUGAGAGGUGCCACGUGGUAUAAAAACAUCAGUAUCAUUGCCAGCACGCUAACAUUUGAGUUAAAACCGACACGGUUUCUAACAUUGUUUAAAGGACCAUACGAGCGUUUCAGACAUGUUUACCUUUUUGCUUGUGUGCUUAUUAUGGCUGACCAUUGUUUGACAACGUUUCCCCACUGGUUUCAUUUCACUUUAAUAUAGAGCUCCAAGAAGAAAGGCAAACCUACUGACAAACAGUUAUUUGGGGCAUCAAAAAACUUCCUCUCAUAAGUCUAAUAUUCAUAACAGUCCCUGUUAUUGUUAUGACUUCUGGGAGAAGGUUUAGCUGUUUGCACCAUCUUUCCCCGUCUCUUGAGCAAGUAGAUGGUGAAACCUCAUGUGGCUUGUAUGAAUUAGUCACUGAUGUCAUUUUGUAACCUAUAACAGAUUCAGCCCUAAUAUUGGUUCCAAAGUCACAUAUUUUCACAACUUACCAGAGCCAGAAUUUUGCUUUUGUUUCUACACGAUCACAAAGUUGACGCUGUGGGCCAAAAAACGAAAACUGUGAGCUGAAAGAAGCUAAAAUGCUCCUGGUGAUGAUUCUUGGCUGAGUUAUGGCUGUCGUACUUUAAACCCCGCAUGCUUUAGAACAGCGGUCCCCAACCUUUUUUGCGCCACGGACCGGUUUAUGGCCGACAAUAUUUUCGCGGACCGGCCUUUAAGGUGUCACGGAUAAAUACAACAAAAUAAAACUAGUACCGGUACCGAAA